AUUUACUGAUAUGGCCCAGUUAGUCUGUGGUUGGGAGACCCAUGUGUGCAGGGCAUUACUCCCGACCUUUGAAAUUUGUAGUCCGGAUCGCUCAACCCUGGCUCCCUCAGCUCCAUUAGGUGUCCGCGCGCUGUCACCACGACAAAGCCAGAGCAUUUGUUAAGUGUCGCUAGCCUUUAGAAAACGCUAACGAGAGCUAAUGUGGCAGAGCCACAGCUGCCCUCGAGACACGAGUCAGGGGUGGGGCGAGCGCACAACUCCCCCCCCCAAUCAAUUAGUCAAUCAAUUAAACAGGGUCCUGCCCGCUCUAGCCGGCCCGCAGAGGCAGUAGAUUAGCCCACCAUAAUGAUCAAAUUAAUUCUUAAACGGAGAUAAUGGACGUGGAAUGAGUUUAUUAUUUUCAAGAAAAAUGAGAUAGGAUCCAUUAUUAGUUCCUAGACUGUGUGUUGGAUUAUUUGACCAAUUUGCCAUUUAUAGCACACGACUAGUGGAAUUUAAAACGACUGUUUAAUAAGAUAUAUGAUUUUGAACUAAACCAUGUAUUCAGAUGGCUUGUGAUUAUGAGGCUGGUUUAUUGUUGGUUAUUGAUGUGCACAUGAACUUGAGAACUAGGCGUGUACUUGAGAUGCCUAGAACUCAUGAACAAAGAGCACCUCUGUGGAUCAGCAGCAUGCUUGUACGUUUGUGUGAUGAUCAGUCUACAGUAAAAUCGGUUUAAAAAGUGCUUCUGGAUCUCUGAAUUGCAUGGACAACUGUUGUGAUCAUCUUAAACGUCUUUUGAACCAGACAAAAAGUUAUGGAAUUGUUACAUUUUUAAUUAUAGGCCUAGAAAACAUAGGCCUGUUUCAUGGGCUUCCAAUACAAGUCAAAAUCUGAACAUCAAUAAAUGAAUAUAAAAUUAAGCUCGUUAUCCUGUAAACAGAAAAAUAUUAUGUCGAUAUAAGGGAACAGGAAAUUACUGAAAUUACAAGCAAUAAUAAUCACAAUUUAUCAAAGUGGAAAACCAGAGGCACGUACAUGACAAUGAAUAAUUAUCCAUCACGUAGUUCACAGAAAGCUAUUAAAAUCUUGGUUGUGAUUUCUCGUUACAGUGAUAUUCUGCAGGCAAACGUCCGUCAAGUUGUUAAGUUGUGGAGGAAAAAAGACAAAAUAAUGUUGACCAUACAGCUAGACGGUUACAUUGUAAAGCAUUUUGGGGUAAAUUUAUAUCAGAUAAAUGGCAUAUAUUGUUAACAAUAAUAUUAAUAUAACAACCUAUUUGAGCCCUUGAUGUUAAAUAUGUUUGUUACUGCAAAAAGUACUGAUAAGGCCAUAUGAUGAAACUAAAUAACCUAAAAUGCCAAAUAAACCACUUUAAUGUUCAUGACUAAUAACAGGCAUAAAAAGUAACUGGUUCUUUAAAAAAGUAACUAAACAAAUGCGAUGAUUUGUCAAGGGAAUUCUGAGAAUGCCCCUUUCCCCAUUAACUAAAUAAGGUACUUUUUUUUCUUUUUACAAAAUUAACAAAAUCUAGAGUAAAUUUAUUGCCUUGUUAAAUAGAAUAUAAAUGCGUAAAUUAAAAAGUAAUUCACACUUUUUACAUAUAUUGUUUAUAAUAUUUUACAGUAAAAUUGUCUAUAAAACAUACUGUUUACCAUGUACGGAAAGGUAACUUACGGUUAGCCAAAUAACAGGUCUGGACAUUUUACAUUCUUUUCCCCUUUAAAAUUUUUUCUUUUUGCAGUGUAGCCUAAUGUUUUGCAGCAAGUUAAUCUCCAUCGAGGAACUCAACUAUUAUAAAAUUUGAAAUUUCCGGGCGCGCUUUGAGCGCGUGAUUGGCCAGCGCCGGUCUUACCUACAUGCAAAUGAGGGCACGUUCCACCCGCCUUGAGACCAGAGCGCGUGGAAGUGGAGAGGAAUGCAUUCGAACACUUUUGAGCCCACGAAAAACAAGUUUUUUUUAACGUCCCAUCAGCUCUAACGAACCAUUUUCAAAUUUGAAGAAAAACACUCUCUAUGUGUAGCGGAACUUAUUGGUGCGUUGACAUUUUAUCAUUUUAGCACAUUUUUGAACUGUUAUGAGGCGAGAAUGAAUAACUCGGAGGACAGCGGAAGCAAGUGCUCGCCUGCCCCCAUUUCAAGCUUCACGAUCCAGUCCAUUCUCGGUACCUCCAACGAGGGAGUCCGGUCAGCAGGAAAGGACAGUCCCAAAUCCCAGCCGAGGAAGCGGACGUUGUCCGUGUCGUCAGAGGACGACUGCAGCGCCGGAGAGGACUCGGGCGACUGCUACUGCUCUGAGUCCGGUGUACCAGAGUCCUGCAACCCGCACCAGCCUCUGAACUUCUCCUGCCUCGGUGCCACAAAGGGACUUCUACCUGUGCAGGAUGGGAUCGACCGCCGGCCGCAUUUGACACCAUCCAUACUACCGGAUUACAAAGAGGAGCAGGAGCGAGCGUGUAGCCAAAUGUCUCCCGUUUCUGAAGAGAGACAACGUGACGGUCCGGACAAACAGAGCAGUUCCGCCAAGAAGAAGACGCGCACCGUUUUCUCUCGGAGUCAGGUUUAUCAGCUCGAAUCCACAUUCGACAUGAAACGCUAUUUGAGCAGCUCCGAGAGAGCCUGUCUCGCCUCCAGCCUGCAGUUAACGGAGACACAAGUGAAAACGUGGUUUCAGAACCGGCGGAACAAAUGGAAACGGCAGCUCUCUGCGGAACUGGAAGCUGCGAACAUGGCGCACGCAUCGGCGCAGACUUUGGUUGGGAUGCCCCUCGUUUUCAGAGAAAAUUCGUUGCUCCGAGUGCCGGUUCCGAGGUCCAUCGCUUUUCCAACCCCACUGUAUUACCCUGGAAGUAAUUUACCAGCUUUACCAUUAUACAAUCUUUACAAUAAGAUUGAAUAUUAACUUUUGCGCACAACGAAAAUUCUUUGCUAAAGGAUGACUAUUACACACUAAAACGUACAAAUACACAUUUAAGUAUGUUUGACAAAAUUCAUGUCUAUUUAUACCUCUUUAUUUGGUGAAAAAAUAUAUUUCUUAUUAUGCAGCAAUUAAACGAGUCUAUGUGUAAAACACAAAAGCAACACGGUUCUGUACAUGUCCUAUAAAAUACACCAUGUGUAUAAUAAUUAUUUUGUACUUUUAUUUACAUUUCUGUCCCCAGUUUAACCAGUUUUACACAUUACGAGGAGUGAAAACUAAAUAAAAGUGUAAUCAUUCGAUUCCUGUCUCUAAAAUGAAAACAUCUGAGAUUAGGAAAGAACACUCAUUAACAACAACAACAAUAAUAAUGAUGAUGACGAUAAUAAUAAUAAUGUUUUAUUAUAUUGUAUUUAAUAUUUAUUUUAAAUUGAUGUCUAUAAAAUACACAAUGAAUUACCAGCUUAACAAAUGA
Molecule: messenger RNA, 3371 nt
Organism: Ctenopharyngodon idella (grass carp)
Lineage: Eukaryota; Metazoa; Chordata; Actinopteri; Cypriniformes; Xenocyprididae
Gene: hmx2
Product: H6 family homeobox 2
Exons: 2
Coding region: 2069-2881 (270 amino acids)
Biological process (GO): regulation of transcription by RNA polymerase II
Cellular component (GO): nucleus
Molecular function (GO): RNA polymerase II transcription regulatory region sequence-specific DNA binding; DNA-binding transcription factor activity, RNA polymerase II-specific
Source: RefSeq, a predicted model, not a curated record